ACGGUGACGACAUGAAAAUCACAUACCUGCGGUAAAGUUGUAUGCGGUACAGUAAUGUAGUACAUCUCAAGGAUAAUAAUAAUUUUAUUAUCCUUGGCACAUAUGCAGAACUGUUUCUGUCCAAAAUUACCCGAAAGAAGUCGCACUACUUUGAGAUAACAGGACAGAUCACUGCCUGACAAUACAGAGCAGAUCUGCGUGCGAGCUCAGGCUGGCCUGAGUACAGAUGAAAGUUUGACCACGAUGUUUGUAGUCAUUUUCACUCCUCGGACAAAUACAAAAAAGGUAGCCCCAACAAAACAGUGGAUGCAAGUUGCGCGCAAUAAAUAAAUAACUACUGCAGUGAUAGGUCUCUGAGGUUUGACUCCCCUAAGAUGGAUAUUCCAGUGGUUAAUUUUAAUGCCUACAAAUUGGGUGAAGAUCAGAUUCCGGAUGAAAGACUGAGUGUUAUGAUUGAAGAGAUAAAACAAGCAUUUAGUGGCACUGCAUUUGUCUACCUGGAAAAUACUGGCAUUGAACAACAGGAGGUUAACAGAGUCAUGGAUGUCUGCAAGAAAUUCUUCGUUUUGCCAGAAGAAACAAAGAAGCAGUGUGCAAGGAACAGUGGUCAUGAGAAUUUUAAUGGCUGGGUGUCAACAGAGACUGAAAGGUUAAGUCCUCAACGCCCUGGAGAUCUUAAAGAGGCCUUUAAUGUUUCAACCAUAGACAGUGAACUAAAGUGGCCCUCUGAUGCUUCCAUUCCUGAGUUUCAGGAGGUCCUGGACUCGUUCUUCAGAAGAUGUAAAGCGCUCGCGCUGAGGGUUCUGGAAGUGACUGCUUUGAGCCUGGGUCUGGAGAGAGACUUCUUUGUUAAAAAACACAAACUGAUUGGCAGUAAUAAAAAUUGCACCACCCUCAGAACUCUGUAUUACCCACCGUUGCAUAACGUGACCGUGAAGCCGAAUCAGGUCCGAUGUGGAGAGCAUAGUGAUUAUGGGAGCGUGACCUUGCUGUUUCAAGAUGAGUCUGGAGGUUUAGAGGUAAUGCACAGAUCAGGGCAGUACAUUUCUGCCCCUUGCAUUCCUGGCACUGUGCUUGUAAACAUAGCGGACUUGAUGCAGAGGUGGACCUCUGAUGUGCUGGUGUCAACGUUCCACAGAGUUUUACUGCCCCCUGAUGACAAGAUGAACACCUCAAGACAGUCUGUGGCUUUCUUUGUUCAUCCUGAUAAAGAUGAAAUAAUUUCUUGCUGUGAUGGAUCAAACAAAUACCCUCCUGUCAGUGCACUUCAGUAUGUUACGGACCGUGUAGACGUGUCUUACGAAAAUGCAAACAAGAAGAAUCUGUCAGUCUAAAACUAGUGCAUUAUACAAAUCCACAUUGUUUUUGCUUCUUGCUUUUAAAUAAUAUUGUCAAUGCAUGGAUUAUUGUUGGCUAUUACAGUUCUUGUCUGACAGCUCCUCAGUAUCAUACAUUUCUAUACAGUAAUACAAAAUCACUUCUCAGAAGUAAA
Molecule: messenger RNA, 1492 nt
Organism: Acipenser ruthenus (sterlet)
Lineage: Eukaryota; Metazoa; Chordata; Actinopteri; Acipenseriformes; Acipenseridae
Exons: 9
Coding region: 375-1334 (319 amino acids)
Molecular function (GO): dioxygenase activity
Source: RefSeq, a predicted model, not a curated record